Messenger RNA from Aphis gossypii (cotton aphid), 4394 nucleotides. RefSeq names its product catenin delta-2 (gene p120ctn). Bases 591 to 3347 code for a protein of 918 amino acids. NCBI's taxonomy places the organism in Eukaryota, Metazoa, Arthropoda, Insecta, Hemiptera, Aphididae. The record is from RefSeq and is a predicted model, not a curated record. Gene Ontology annotation, molecular function: cadherin binding. The transcript is spliced from 18 exons. Gene Ontology annotation, cellular component: cytoplasm; adherens junction; nucleus. Gene Ontology annotation, biological process: cell-cell junction assembly; cell-cell adhesion.
AUGACUGAUGACGUAGAACAGAGACGACUGCUUUUCCUAUGAUAAUACGCGAUAUUGUUUUUAAACGCGCACACACACACACACACACACACACGCGCAUUACGCGUAAUUGUACGUGAAAUUUUUUUUCUCUCAUACUUCUCUCCUCUCUUAACCCCUAACGUGUCACACCGUUCGUCACCCGGUUAUCGGGCGCCCCCACAUCGGCCGAUAGCGCGACCGCGAUGCGUAUGACCCGUCGUCGUCGUCCGUCCGUCGCCGCCGCCGCCGCCGCUGCCGUCGUCGCCGUCGCUUUUGCCGUCGCCGUCGUCGUCGCCGCUGCCGCUGCCGUCGUCGUAGUAGUGUAAACCAACGGCUACGGGGAACAAGCUUCGCGCGCCCGACACCGCCUCAAUUGACUUCGCCGCCACCGCCGCCGCCGCAACCAGAGUCCCGGAAACUCCGUCGUCUUCCGAUGUGUCGCCGCCGUAUCCGGUCCGCACCGUCCUGCAACUGAUACGCGUCCGUCGCUCGUGGAAAACGAUGAUCCGUUGAAGACUUUGUCGAACUUCACACUACUGUUGCUACAAGGCGUUUAAGUGUAAUUAUCAAUGAGUAAUCAGCUGGUCGACUCAUGUUUGUUGGUGAACAGAAGGGUGGAGAAGCUUCAAGAGCAAAGCUUCACUUGCACUGAGAUUACACAGAGAGCUCAGUCAGACCUCUCUCAAAAUAAUUCAUACCCAAAUGAUAUCACAUAUUCAAACAACGGCCUUCAAGAAAAUCAUUCAUCUAAUUCAUCUGCUCAAUGUAGUGAGAAACCUGUAUUAGUAUCUCAAACAAAGAAACAUCAAACAACACAACAAGUUACAACUGUGACAAAAGUUGUUCGAGAAGUUCAUCAUAUGAUUCCUAAUGGUCAUUCAUUAGAUUACAUUCCAUAUACAUUAGGAGUAUCAUCUUCGUCAACUUCAUCAACUCAACCAAAUAAUCCCGCUCAUAUGUCAGAAUCUGGACAUUAUAAUAAUGACUACCAGAAUUACAAUCCAGGUUGUCAGGAUUAUGACCAUUAUGUUGGCGUACAUCCUGGACUUUCGUAUUACAGUUCCAACAAUAUACCUGGCCAGCAAGGUGCUAAGAUAGAUGGAAAUCCUUACCAUGUAUACGACACAGGAUCAUCCCCUAACCAACUGGGGCAUGAAUAUAAUGAAACGAUACCCACACCACCAAGUCCUAGUGCAUGCAGUGAAUCUCCUCCACCACAACAGCUCAUGGCUCAAGAAUACAUGAGAAAAGGAUUACCAUAUCCUCCUUCUGGCUAUGAAGAACUUGAUGCUACACAAUUGCAUCCAAAUCAUGACCAUUAUCACCGAAUAACACCGUCACCUGGCGAUUGUUAUGAUCAAAUGAGUGGAUCAUGGAAUAUGGAUGAAUGUGGAGAUCAAAUGGCUCAAGGUCUUAGAUGGAGAGAUCCUAAUUUACCUGAAGUUAUAACAUUCUUGGCUAACCCAAAUAAUUUAAUUAAAGCAAAUGCUGCUGCUUAUUUACAACAUUUAUGUUAUAUGGAUGAUCCAAAUAAACAAAAAACUAGAACAUUGGGUGGAAUACAGGCUUUGGCAAAGCUCUUAAAUCACGAUUGUCCAGAUGUUUACAGAAAUGCGUGUGGGGCCCUUAGAAAUUUAUCAUAUGGAAGACAAAAUGAUGAAAACAAACGAGCUAUUAAAGAUGCUGGAGGAAUACCAUUAUUAAUCAAUUUGUUGCAUAAAUCUGCUGAUGCAGAAGUUAAAGAACUCGUUACAGGAGUUUUAUGGAAUUUAUCAUCAUGCGAAGAUUUGAAAAAAUCAAUUAUUGAUGAUGGCCUUUCAACUAUUGUGAAUCAUAUUUUACUACCUCAUUCAGGGUGGAGUCCUACUGCUUGUAGUGACAUCUGUUGGUCCACUGUAUUCAGAAAUACUUCUGGUGUAUUAAGGAACAUAAGUUCAGCUGGUGAAUAUGCACGAAAAAAGUUACGUGAAUGUGAACAUUUAAUUGAUUCACUUUUAUAUGUCAUUUCAACUGCUAUUGAAAAAUCAAACAUUGGAAAUAAAAGCGUUGAAAAUUGUGUGUGCAUAUUACGGAAUUUAUCAUAUAGGUGUCAAGAAGUUGAAGAUCCAAAUUAUGAUAAACACCCUUUACCAACUCAAAGUAGAGUUGGUCCUCAGCCAAAAGCAGAAAACUUGGGCUGUUUUGGAGCUAGUAAGAAGAAAAAAGAUAUCCAAGUGGUUUCACCCAAAGAAAAUCCUAGUAGUCGUAUAAUUCCUAGAUCAGAACCAGCUAAAGGAAUGGAACUUUUAUGGCAACCAGAAGUGGUUCAAUCAUACUUAGCGCUACUACAAAGCUGUUCAAAUCCAGAAACUCUUGAAGCAGCUGCAGGUGCAAUUCAAAAUUUAGCUGCAUGUUAUUGGCAGCCUAGCAUUGAAAUUAGAGCUGCAGUUCGGAAAGAAAAAGGUCUCCCUAUUCUUGUUGAGCUCUUACGAAUGGAAGUGGAUCGUGUAGUAUGUGCUGUUGCCACGGCCUUAAGAAAUUUGGCUAUUGAUCAAAGAAAUAAAGAACUUAUUGGCAAGUAUGCAAUGAGGGACUUAGUUCAAAAAUUACCAUCAGGAAAUGCUCAGCAUGAUCAAGGAACUUCAGAUGAUACUAUAGCAGCAGUAUUAGCUACACUCAAUGAAGUCAUUAAGAAAAAUGCUGAAUUUGCUAGGUCAUUAUUGGAUUCAAGUGGAGUAGAAAGAUUAAUGAAUAUAAUCAGACAACGUCAGAAGUAUACAUCUAGAGUUUUGAAAUUUGCUAGCCAAGUUUUGUUUGCUAUGUGGCAGCAUCAAGAAUUGAGAGAUGCAUAUAAAAAGCACGGUUGGAGAGAACAAGACUUUGUUACAAAAACAAUUGCAGCCAGAAAUGCAGCGGGUGGAGUAAACUCUCCAAAUAAUGCAAACAGUACACUUAAUCGCCCUAUGGCGAGUCAAGGUGGAACUCGGUAUGAAGAUCGAACAAUUCAAAGACAAAAUCCAAAUGUUUCACAGAUGAAUCAUUCACUAUCAAACUCUAACACAAAUUCUACUUACCAGGCUAAUGAAGAUAUUCCAUUAGCUGAUAUGCCAUAUCCCGAAGUGUCUAAUCAUACUCCUCCAGCUGGUGGAGUAUUAAUUUAUCCUCCUGGACAUCCAUUGAGACCAGGCGAACCACUUUAUGCUCAAGUUAACCGCGAGAAAAAGAAGAAUAAACAAUAUGACCCAUCAUGUUCAAUGGGUGAAAUGUGGAAUUAUAAUGAACAAGCGCAACCAAAAGUAUCAUCAGUUGAUGUCUCCACUGCUCAAGGUGGUGAUUCAUGGGUAUAAUAACCAUUUGGCUGACUUUAUACGCAUUUUUUUUCUUAGUAUCUUAAAUAUACAAUGUAAGUAUUUGUUAUUAUGACGAGGUGAUAUUAUUAUUAUUUCCGCAUUUGUGACACAAAACCAUUUUUAUAUUUAAUUAGUUGAUAAGGACGUGUUAGUUUUUAAUAAUUUAUAAAAUGUAAAUUAUAACAUACAUAUUUAUCCAUUAUAUACACACAUAACACAUAUAUAAUUUAUUAUUUUAUGUACAAUUAAAUGCACACAAUAUUUGGAGAUAAUGUUUAUGUGCCAAUAAUAUGAUAAUGAUAAUUUUAGACUUAGUGUUAUAUUAUCAGUUUUUACUUGAAUAUUAUUAAGUGGGGCUCACAUAUCUUUUCUUACAUACUGAUUUGUACUCAUGUUAUUAUUUAAAUCACUAACUUUGUUUCUUCAAAGAAUGAAAUUAAACUGACAAAAAAGGUUUAGAUUUGGAGAGUUUUGUGUUAAAAGUACAUUGUGUUAAUGUUGGAAUAUAUAUGUAAUAAAAGAAAUGUUAACUUUGCUUAAAGUAAGUCAAUUUGAAACCAUUAUGUGCAAUGAUUGUUUGUAUUUAUCAUUUGUUUAAAAACUAAGACGAUAUAGUUACUCAAGUAACUAAAUAUAAUAUGUAAACAUAUAUAUUUACCCUUUUUCAGGAAAUUUUAUAUCUACUAUGUACUUGGUAAUAAAUGACCCGUUCUUUUAGAAUUCUUAAUAAAAAUAUAAUAUAAUGUACACAUAAAAUAGUGUUUCUAUGAGAAUUUAAUUUGAUGAUCCACUCAUUAGUAGAUUGAGUUCAAGAAUUUUUUCAGGUUGUUAUAGUAUGAUACAGAUGAUAUAAGGAAGAAAAGAACCAAUUGAACCAAAGUGAAAACAGUAGUAGAUAUAAAGUGUCCUGACAAAUAAUUGUAAAAAAAGAUGUAAAAUUAAAAUGUUUAUUCUGUAAUAAUCUGUUUAAAAAUCGAAAAGUUUUUUUUCGUAUUGUUAGAAGAAAAAGAAUAAAUGGCAACCAAAUAGUUGUAAGUGCUUUUA